Onychomys torridus (southern grasshopper mouse) is the source of this 1027-nucleotide messenger RNA. RefSeq names its product TatD DNase domain containing 1 (gene Tatdn1). The record is from RefSeq and is a predicted model, not a curated record. NCBI's taxonomy places the organism in Eukaryota, Metazoa, Chordata, Mammalia, Rodentia, Cricetidae. Bases 342 to 1025 code for a protein of 227 amino acids. Gene Ontology annotation, cellular component: cytosol. Gene Ontology annotation, molecular function: 3'-5'-DNA exonuclease activity. The transcript is spliced from 10 exons.
CUCAUUACUUUUACCAAAGCAAAUGUGAAUUAAUUAAUUAUGAAGAAGUCUUUCUGAGAACUGCUUAAGGAAAAUGUCUCCUGCCUCCUGUUUGUUACCUGUGGGAGAUCCUGAGGAAGGCUCUGCACCCUUCCAUGGGUUCAGCUGCAAGUUCCUGUUGAAUUUCUAGAACAAACAAAGCUGGGCCUUCAGUUUAGACCCCACCUAAGGCAUUGCGCAUAGCGCAUGUGAUAGACGCCCAGGCACUCUACCCUGAACCAUUCCUCCAGCCCUGACACACCAGGCUUCUGGUUUGUGUUCCUUACUGCUGAAGCUGCUAAAAAGGCUGGCCUCCAAAUAACAUGUUUUUCAGUACGGUUGGGUGUCAUCCCACGAGAUGUGAUGAGUUUGACCAGAACGGCCCUGAUGGUUACUUGGCAGGAUUGCUGAGCCUUGCAGAGAAUAACAAGGGGAAAGUUGUAGCAGUGGGGGAGUGUGGACUUGAUUUUGACCGGCUGCAGUUUUGCCCCAAAGAGACCCAGCUCACAUAUUUCGAAAAACAAUUUGAACUGUCAGAACAAACACAAUUACCAAUGUUUCUUCAUUGUCGAAACUCACAUGCUGAGUUUUUGGACAUAAUGAGAAGAAACAGAGACCGGUGUGUGGGUGGAGUGGUGCAUUCAUUUGAUGGUACAAAGGAAGCAGCAGCUGCUUUGAUUGACUUGGACCUUUACAUAGGAUUUAAUGGUUGCUCACUGAAAACGGAAGCUAACUUGGAAGUUCUGAAGUCAAUACCUAGUGAAAAACUAAUGAUUGAAACAGAUGCACCUUGGUGUGGAGUUAAAAGUACACAUGCUGGAUCAAAAUACAUAAAAACUUCAUUUCCUACCAAAAAGAAAUGGGAAAACGGGUACUGUUUAAAAGAUAGGAACGAGCCCUGCCAUAUAAUUCAAAUAUUGGAGAUAAUGGCAGCAGUCAGAGAAGAAGAUCCGCUGGAAUUAGCCAACACGCUAUACAACAACACUAUUAAAAUAUUUUUUUCCUGACA